Messenger RNA from Fomitiporia mediterranea MF3/22, 1488 nucleotides. RefSeq names its product guanine deaminase. The record is from RefSeq and is a predicted model, not a curated record. Gene Ontology annotation, molecular function: zinc ion binding; guanine deaminase activity. The transcript is spliced from 7 exons. Lineage: Eukaryota; Fungi; Basidiomycota; Agaricomycetes; Hymenochaetales; Hymenochaetaceae. Gene Ontology annotation, biological process: guanine catabolic process. Gene Ontology annotation, cellular component: cytosol. Bases 1 to 1488 code for a protein of 495 amino acids.
AUGUCCAACCCACGUCUAUCGGUCACCUCCGUUUUCUACGGUGCAGUUAUCAAUCCACAGAACUUGAGAGAGUAUGCUAUCCUUCCUCGCGCUGUCAUAGCUCUUGAUCCUAGUGGAAACAUAGCGUGGAUUGAACACGACGUAGCCCCUAAUGACAUGCAGGAUGUGAUCAACCACAGGCUAUCCGAAACUUAUGUACCAGCUGGAAAUGCUGCCCACGUCACCAUUACAAGACUAGAAGAUGGUGAAUUCAUCCUACCAGGAUUUGUAGAUACCCAUACACACGCUCCUCAAGUGCCCAACACCGGAAGAGGCCAGCAGUAUGAGCUGCUGGAGUGGCUAGACAAGAUGACAUUCCCAAUGGAAGCUCGCUACCAAGAUAUCCUAUUUGCGAAGAGAAUAUACACGGAGGUCGUUCGCCGGUUCAUCGACUGCGGCACUACUACGUGCUGUUAUUACGGUAGUGUCCAUCUGGAGGCCACGAAAACCCUAGCAGAUAUUGUUCUGGAUUUCGGACAGCGUGCUCUCGUCGGUAAAUGUUGUAUGGAUAGAGAAUGUCCAGACGAUGUCCGAGAUUAUUCUGCAGGUGCCUCCGUCGAAGAAACAAAGGAACUAAUAGCAUACAUCCGUUCACUCAAAUCCGACUUAGUUCAGCCAGUGAUUACUCCUCGCUUUGCCAUAAGCUGUACGAACGAGCUACUUCGCGGGCUUGGCGACCUGGCCAAAUUAGAUAGCACACUUGCCAUUCAGACGCAUAUAUCCGAAAAUAAAGGAGAAAUCAUUCUGACGCAGGCGUUGUUCCCAGACUGUCCUACCUAUACCUCGGUGUAUGAUACCUACGACCUUCUUGGCAAGAGGACGAUUUUAGCGCACGGUGUACGUUUGGAGGAUGAGGAGCUACAACUCAUAAAGAAGAAAGGCGCAGGUAUAAGUCAUUGCCCUACGAGUAACUUCAAUAUCAGGAGCGGUAUGGCAAAGGUAGGCGAGAUGCUCGAUAGAGGAAUCAAGGUCGGCCUCGGAACUGACGUAUCAGGAGGGUAUUCUCCCUCGAUCCUUACUGCCAUCCAACACGCCUCCAUUUGUUCCAAAAUGGUCGCAGUCCAAUCCGAAAUAGAUGUGGAUGUAGGCGCACCCGAACGUCCUGGUUUCGCGAACAAGCAACUCCCAAUCGCAACGCUUCUCUAUCUAGCAACACUCGGUGGUGCUUCUCUUUGUUGUAUGGAAGACAAGAUCGGCUCUUUCGCACCUGGCAAGAGCUUCGACGCACUUAUCGUCAGCGCACGUCCUGAAACGGGGAACCCGUCGAUGUGGAGCUUGUCUGAUGAGUUUUUGGAAAUUUGUAGCACUUCUCGACCUCGUGGAGGAAGCGAAGCGAAACAGGCUUUAGAUGCGUUGCUUGAGCGUUUCCUGUUCUGUGGUGAUGAUAGAAAUAUACUCAAGGUGUUCGUGCAAGGUAGAUGCAUUGGUGGAAAGUCAUCUCGAUCUUAG